Limanda limanda (common dab) is the source of this 2988-nucleotide messenger RNA. RefSeq names its product NLR family CARD domain-containing protein 3-like. NCBI's taxonomy places the organism in Eukaryota, Metazoa, Chordata, Actinopteri, Pleuronectiformes, Pleuronectidae. Bases 1 to 2259 code for a protein of 752 amino acids. Gene Ontology annotation, molecular function: protein binding. The transcript has 6 exons. The record is from RefSeq and is a predicted model, not a curated record.
AUGUCCAGAGCAGUACCAGGCCUCACCAGCAGGCUGUGCACCGCUGGAGCUGGAACCCUGAGGACGAUGGUCCAUGCAGCAGGUCCUGGACUCACCUACAUCCCAGCGGUGGUGUCCCUCAUCUGGCAGAGGUCCAGGCGACAGGCAGAACACUUUGUGAACGAGUGGAUUAAAAGACUCGCAGACGAGGAGGUGAAGAUGCUGAGGGAACACUCUGCUGGAACGGAAACCCCUGAUGACAGCGACCCCUUUCCGGAAAGCAAGCUGGAGGUGAGACCUGACCCGGUGUGGAGGAGGAGACUGGAUCUGAGGUGCCACGACAUCUUUAAAGCCUCCACUGACCAGCAGAGACGCAUCAGAGUCGUCCUGACCAACGGCGUCGCUGGCGUUGGAAAAACCUUCUUGGUGCAGAAGUUCACUCUGGACUGGGCAGAGGGUUUAGAGAACCAGGAUGUGGAUCUGCUGACUGUGCUUUCGUUCAGGGAGCUGAACCUGGUGAAGGACCAGCAGCACAGUCUCCUCACGCUGCUCCGUGUUUUCCAUCCAGCGUUACAGAAGCUCACGGCAGAGACGCUCGCUGUCUGUAAACCUUUGUUCAUCUUUGACGGCCUGGAUGAAAGCAGACCUUCUCUGGACUUCGACCACAGGGAGCUUGUGUCUGAGGUCACACAGAGGUCAUCAGUCAACGUGCUGCUGACAAACCUCAUCCGGGGGAAUCUGCUUCCCUCGGCUCUCGUCUGGAUAACCUCCAGACCUGCGGCGGCCAAUCAGAUCCCUCCUGCAUGUGUCGACAGGGUCACAGAAGUGCGAGGCUUCACUGACGCCCAGAAGGAGGAGUACUUCAGGAGGAGAUUCAGUGAUGAAGAGCUGAGCAGCAGAAUCAUCUCACACAUCAAGACGUCCAGGAGCCUCCACAUCAUGUGUCAAAUCCCAGUCUUCUGCUGGAUCAGUGCUACAGUUCUGGAGCACAUGUUGACCACAGACCAGAGAGGAGAGCUGCCCAAGACCCUGACUGACCUGUACUCACACUUCCUGCUGGUUCAGACAAAGAGGAAGAACAACAAGUACGGUGAGGGACAUGAGACGACUCCACAGCAGCUGACGAGGGCUGACAGGGACGUUCUCCUGAAGCUGGGGAGGCUGGCACUUAAACAUCUGGAGGAAGGAAACAUCAUGUUCUACCAAGAAGACCUGGAGCGGUGUGGUCUUAAUGUCACAGAGGCCUCGGUGUACUCAGGAGUUUGUACUGAGAUCUUCAGAAGAGAGUGUGUGAUCUUCCAGAAAUCAGUCUACUGCUUUGUUCAUCUGAGCGUUCAGGAGUUCCUGGCUGCAGUCUACAUGUUCCACUGUUACACCGAGAGGAACACAGAAGAACUCAAGAACUUCUUGGGAACAUAUGGGGACACAUACAGUACCUUCUCCCUGGAUGAGCUCCUGAAGAAGACCAUGAUGAAAUCCCUCACCAGUACAAAUGGUCAUCUGGACCUGUUUGUUCGCUUCCUUCACGGCCUCAGUCUGGAGUCCAUCCAGAGAGUCUUAGGAGGCCUGCUGGGUUGGACAGAGAACAAUCCAGAGAUCAUCCAGAGAGUCAUCAACAACCUGAAGGAGAUGGGGAGUGAUUUCAUUUCUCCUGACAGAAGCAUCAACAUCUUCCACUGUCUGACUGAGAUGAACGACCACUCAGUUCAUCAGCAGAUGAAACAGUUCCUGACGUCAGAGAACAGAUCAAAGGAGAAACUCUCUGAGAUCCACUGCUCAGCUCUGGCCUACAUGCUGCAGAUGUCAGAGGAGGUUCUGGAUGAGUUGGACCUGGAGAAGUUCAACACAUCACGCCAGGGUCGACGGAGACUGAUCCCAGCUGUGAGGAACUGCAGGAAGGCUCUAUUCUGGACUUGUCUCCUCUCAGAGACUCACUGGGAAGUCGUGGUCUCAGCUCUGAAGUCAGACCCCUCACAUCUGAGAGAACUGGAUCUGACUGGAAACAUCUACCUGCAGGACUCAGGAGUGAAGCUGCUGUGUUCUGGACUGGAGAGUCCAAACUGUCGACUGGAGACUCUGAGGUUGAUGAAGUGCAGACUGUCAGAGAUCAGCUGUUCUUCUCUGGCUUCAGCUCUGAGGUCAAACCCCUCUCAUCUGAGAGAACUGGAUCUGAGGAACAACAACCUGCAGGACUCAGGAGUGAAGGAGCUGCUUGAUCUACAGCAGAGUCCAACCUGUCGACUGGAGACUCUGAGGUGGGAGGGGUCUCCGUGGAGCUGAGUGUGAAGAGGACAGUGUGUGUGGACGGAGGCUGAGCUGUGUCUUGAGGAUCCAGAGGCUGAAGCAGCAGCAGCUUGUGUGUAGUCUCCAAUCUACACAACCCCUCAUCUGCAUGUGUUUGUGAGAUGAAGCCGGAGCACCUGGAGAAAACACGUGGAGAACAUGCAGACUCCACACAGGAAGACCCAUCUGAACCGGAUUCAAACCAGCAACCUUCCUGCACCGAUUGUUUUUAUUCACAUGAAGAAUGUGUUUAUUGAAAUGACACAACACAAGCAGAAUAUAUAAACCCUCUAUAAAGAGUCACAUACAGUGUGUUUAAGUUUGUCUUUAUUAUUGUCCACCCUUGUCUCUCAGUCUGUCUCCAUGUGUGUAGAACCACAUUCUGUGUAGAUGUUUGUUUAUGAUCUUAAAGUUCCUGGAUUCACGUCACAAAUUGAUUAAGUUCAACAUAAAGUUAAACACAUUGAAAUCACUUUGAGUUUAAAAUGAGUUUUGUCUUUGACACAAAAGAUCAAAACUCUGGACUUUUGACCCACAGGUGGCGCUGCAGUAUAACAGCAGCACAUCCCAGUCAAAGCCUUUAUAUUCAGUCUAUGAGUCAAACACAUGGAUCAUUUCCUCUGUGACAAACCAGAUGUAACGAGAAGAAAAACAUCUCAGAGAGAAAAGUUCUGUUUCUACUUGUCUCUGCUUUAAUGCUCAAUAAACAUCCUUCCACCGACUUCA